AUGUUUGAGCUCGUACUCGGAGCACUUGACGGCUUCUCUGUUUCAGCAGCCUUUGGCCUGGCCGGCUGUGCUCUGACUGCAUACCUUGUGGCUCGAUGUGUCUACGACCUCUUCCUGCACCCGCUGCGCAACUUCCCGGGCCCCAAGCUGGCAGCGGUCGGGUCGUUUUAUGAGUUCUAUUACGAUGUGGUCAAGGAUGGGACAUACCUCUGGGAAAUCGAGAAGAUGCAUCGCAAAUACGGGCCGAUUGUUCGCAUCAACUCACGAUCACUGCACAUUCAUGAUCCCGAGUACUUUUCCACCAUCUAUGCUGGCGGCGGCCGGCCCGUCAACAAGGAGCCAUCGGCGGUGGCAGGCUACACGUUCCCUCAUUCCACCAUCGCCACGAUCGAACACGAUCUCCACCGCAAACGGCGGGCGGUCGUGAGCCCGUAUUUCUCCAAACGUGCCAUCGUCGGCCUGGAACCCACCAUCCAAGAAAGACUGGACGUCAUGUGCUCACGCCUCCGAGAGACCAUGACCCAGGGAAUGGGAGCGGGAAUCCCGGUCGACUUGACCUCAGCCUUCUCCGCCUUCACGGCCGACGUGGUCACCUUCCACUUCUACGGCUCGCAUCCCAACUACCUGGGCAGCGACGGCUUCAAGUUUGGCCUCAAAGACGCCCUCACAGCCUUGCUGGACUUCUACCACCUCACCCGCUUUCUCCCCGUGCCCCCAACCACCAUCAAGAAUCUUCCACUCCCCAUCCUCCGCUUCCUCAACCCGAACUUUUCCCUCGUCAUGUCGGCCCGCAGUGCCAACAAGAAAAACAUCAUGGAAUUUCUUAACCGGCCCCGGGGCGGCGGCAGCGGCGCCAGGGACACCCAGACCAAGUCCAAAUUCAAAUCGGUCAUUGUCAGCGCCUUGACCGACCCGAGCAUCCCGGCCGAGGAGAAGAAUAUUGAUCGCCUGCUUGACGAGGGCGAGACCAUCAUCUUCGCCGGCAUAGAUACCACUGCCCGGACUCUCGGGGUCGCCAUGUUCCACCUGCUGAACGACAAGAAACACCUGCAGAGGUUGCGACAGGAGCUGCACACCCUGCCGAACUCGGCAGACGCCAACCGCGCGUGGACUGUUGCUGAGCUCGAGGCUCUACCCUUCAUGAGAGGAGUCGUCCAGGAGGCGCUCAGGCUUUCAUAUGGCCUGGUCGUCCGCAUUCCAAGGAUCUCGGCCGAGGAAGCUUUGCAAUACAACGAGUACACCAUCCCACCGGGGACUCCCGUCAGUCAGUCGACCUACCUCAUCAACAACGAUGCGUCGAUCUUCCCGAAUCCUCACGAAUUCGACCCUGAUCGUUGGAUCAAGGCAGCCCAAGACGGCUUCAAUCUCGACAAGUACAUGGUUAGCUUUUCCAAAGGGAGCAGGGGUUGUCUCGGUAUAAAUCUGGCCUACGCCGCACUGUACCUUGGCAUAGCAAAAGUCGCCAGCAGCCUCGAUAUGGACCUUUGGGAAACCACACAACAGGAUAUUGAACUGUACCAUACCCGAGGCUUUGCGUUUCCCAAAGAAGGCAAUGGCGCAGUGAAAGUCCGAGUUACGGGGAUACCCAACUAUAACUACUAG
Messenger RNA from Capronia epimyces CBS 606.96, 1602 nucleotides. RefSeq lists its product as uncharacterized. Lineage: Eukaryota; Fungi; Ascomycota; Eurotiomycetes; Chaetothyriales; Herpotrichiellaceae. Bases 1 to 1602 code for a protein of 533 amino acids. Gene Ontology annotation, molecular function: heme binding; monooxygenase activity; iron ion binding. The record is from RefSeq and is a predicted model, not a curated record. The transcript has 5 exons.